Molecule: messenger RNA, 687 nt
Organism: Cynoglossus semilaevis (tongue sole)
Lineage: Eukaryota; Metazoa; Chordata; Actinopteri; Pleuronectiformes; Cynoglossidae
Gene: ndufb5
Product: NADH:ubiquinone oxidoreductase subunit B5
Exons: 6
Coding region: 40-597 (185 amino acids)
Cellular component (GO): respiratory chain complex I
Source: RefSeq, a predicted model, not a curated record
UCAUUAUUUGUGCGUCGUUCUCGCUUACCCACAGUAAGGAUGGUGGGCAUGAGCGUUCUCAGGUCUGCUGCUGCUUUUGCAGCCAGACUGAGUCCUCUAAAAUCUGGGAAAAAUGCGGCGAGCUUACUCACCAGAGCUAUUCCAAAGACGGACAAAGUGGCUGUUCGUUGGGGCCAUGGAAAGGAAUUGUUUUACAUCCAACCCUCUCGGCACUAUGACAGGAAGUUUAUCUUUUUAUUGCGAUACUAUUUGUUGUUGACAGGCAUACCUGUGGCUGUUCUUAUCACAGGUGUAAAUGUUUUCAUUGGUGAUGCAGAGCUUGUUGAAACUCCUGAAGGCUAUGAGCCUGAGUACUGGGAAUACUACAAGCACCCCAUCAGCAGAUGGAUUGCAAGGAACGUCUAUGAUUCACCCGUGAAGGACUAUGAAAAGAUGAUGGCAUUCGUACGCAUGGAGCAAGAGAAGGCAGAGUUGAGAUUGGCUGAGUUAGCGGUGCAUCAGAAGAUGAAGGAACGGGGAGACGGCCCCUGGUACCACUAUCCGACCCCCGACAAGAACCUUAUUGACCCCCGGAUCAAGUCAUCACCUGACGCUUAAUUAGCUUGUUAAUGCUCACCUUACAGGUGCAUUUGACAGUUUGUACAUUUCCCCUGUCUUGACUAAAUAAAGUAUCUUUAUGAAAUGUGA